Hydra vulgaris (swiftwater hydra) is the source of this 1527-nucleotide messenger RNA. RefSeq lists its product as uncharacterized. The record is from RefSeq and is a predicted model, not a curated record. Lineage: Eukaryota; Metazoa; Cnidaria; Hydrozoa; Anthoathecata; Hydridae. Gene Ontology annotation, molecular function: DNA binding. Gene Ontology annotation, cellular component: nucleus.
AUGAAACCAUCAUCUGCAUUACAUCUACGUAUAAACAAAUCAAGAAAUCUCAGUACUAAAGCUGAUGCCAUAGUGGCCAGAAAACACACAAAUAAUAAAAAUAAACAGGAACAAGCAGCAUUAAAGACAGGUUUGUUUCCCCUUAUUAAAGAUAGAGAGACAAUCAACAGGCGAUUAGAUGGAAAAGUGAUUAAUGGAAAAGAAAGAGAUUAUUUUACUAUACUUACAGAUGAUGAAGAAGCAUCUAUUGUGCGUUUUAUAAAAAAUAAGAACAGAUGUUUACAGGCAAUUAACAAACAGGACAUAACCAAAUUAAUUAUUAAUGUGCUUUGUGUGAGAGAUUACACUAAUACAAAAAUGAAAGGUGGACGGAAGUUUCAAAAGUUAUCAUUAAAUGCUCGAGCUGCUCUAGAAAAGGGAAAAUUGAGUCGAUCAUUUUGGCUUCGUUUUAAUGCUAAACAUAGCAGCCUUACAAUCAAACGCCAAGGGAGUGUCUCUAUAAACCGUGCACUUAAUUGUUCAAGAGAAAUGGCAUGUAAUCAUUUAGAUUCCCUUGCUAAAGAACUAGUAGAUGUUGGUAUUAUGAUAAAUGAAAAAAUGAUUGAAACAGGGGUUUGGAAUGGCACUGUUGAUACAUGCCGAAUAUUUAAUUGUGAUGAAACACCCCAGUUUAUUAAUUAUGGAAUUGAUGGUACCACUUCUGGAUUAUUUUAUGCUGGCAAAGGAGAUGCAUGUCAAAGAAUGUAUAGAGAAAACAGAGAAUGUGUCACAAUUCAACCAUUUGUUUCAUUUUCAGGCGACAUAUGUAUGUGUCAGGUAAUAUUUAAAUGUACUGGUAUUACUAGUUCUAUGGUUCCAACAGAAGCAGUAAAUAAAAUUCCCCAUUUGUUGGUCACAACUACAGAUAAUGGAGUAUCAACCCAUGAAUCUUUCUUGGCAGCAUUGAAAGAGUUUGAUGUCUACUUAAAUGAAAAAAAUGUUAAGCGACCCAUCGUCUUAUUAUCAGAUGGACAUAGCUCUAGACUAGACUUUGAUGUAUUAUCUUUUUUGGAGUCCAAAAGAAUUCAUCUUUUUCUUACUCCACCAGACACAACAGGAGUUACUCAACUUCUUGACCAAGUAAACAAGAACAUUCAUAGUGAGUAUCGUAAGCAAAAAGACUCUAUGUUUUCUGAUAUCUGUUCCUUAAACAAAGAAGCUUUUAUGUUAGUUUUAGCUAAUAUAUGGGACAAGUGGACAACCAAAGAAACGCUUGUAAAAUCUGCUAAAAGGGUUGGUGUUGCCGAAAAUGCAUUGAGUGUUGAUUUUAUGCAAAAAGACAAAUCGAACGAGCAGAAAACUGUAUUGAACCAGAAAAACAGACUUCUCCACUAAUUUCUUCGCCGGAUAAAAGACGUGGUUCAGCAAAUUAUUGGAAAUCAAAAUUUGAACAAGCGAUGGAGUUGAUUGAUGAACUUCAUGAAAAGAGCAUUCAGCUGGAAGAAAUACCUGGUUUUAUGACAACCAAAAAGAUAAAGCCAAAAUUAA